CAACUGGCUCAUUCCCAGUUCCAUUUUGAAAGGCAACGGAGCCCAGGAAUUCCAGUUUUAAGUCGCGUUGAGUUUCGCGUAUAUUUUUCCAGUUGCCGUUUGAUUGGCGCCACCCAAAUUGGGAAAACCAUGUCCCAGGAAACGGAGGAAAACCCAGUUACCCCAAUGGAUGCCACGCCCCAGGAAAAGGAGGGAAAUCCACUUCCCGCACCGGAUGAAAUGGUCUGGGAAAAGGAGAAGAAGGAGAACACAGUGGUUCCAAUGGAGGUUGAGUUGCCAGAAGCGAAGGAUAAUCCGGUUGCCCCAAUGGAAGCCAUGUCCGAGGAAACGGUGGUCAAUCCUGGACAAACCCCCAUGGAUUCCAUGGCCCAGGAAAACGAAGAGAACGUUCAAAAUGGAGUGGAUACGGGCACCACCGAAACUACCAAUGCCACCGAAACCAUCGAAGAUGUGCCCACUUCGGUGGUGAUGGUGGAGCAGCCGAACACGAUCAUCGAGCUGGUGGAUCUGUAUGUGCCGCCCGUGCACUCGGUGGCUCCCAGUCAGGUGAUCUUCGUGAACAGCGAGGCAGUGCGUCCGCAGCACCAGAUCAUGUUCAUCCCGUCGCACAUGCAGCAGAUCCCGCAGCAGGCAAUCCUGUGGGGCAGCAAUCCCACCCUGCUCUACACCGAGCCCACCCAGCCGUCGUCCUCGGAUGAGUCCGCCCCCAGCAAGGGCACCCGGGGGCGGAGGCGUGGCCGGAGGGCCACCACGCCCAGGCCAAGGGCCACGAAGCGCGGUCGUCGGGCGGAGACGCCACCUCCGCUGCCGCCGCCACCGAACUUCCUGGAGCACUGCAUCAAUCCGCUGGAGAACGAGAUAUACCCCAAGGUCAUUGUGCAGCCGGCCCAUCAGCCGUGGGUGCUGCCCAGGGAUCUGCUCCAGGAUGCGCCGCCCAAAGUGGAGCCCAAACAGGAGGCGGUCCCGAUCCCCGUCAGCGGAUCGGUGGUCACGGCCACCACCCAGUCGGCGCCGGUGAUCAGCCAGGCCCAGGUGCGCCAGAACCUGCAGCUCUUCGGCCCCAAUGUGGCCAUCAUGCAGCUGAACACCCCGGGAUCGCUGCGGUUCCAGGCCGUGCUCCGCGAGGCCAAUGGCAACCAGCGGCAGAUGUUCUUCACCGCCCAGCAGCUGGUCUCGUUCGGGGCCACCUAUAUGGCGCAGAUGGCCUCCUCGGCCCCGAAGUCCUGCCCCGCCCCCAGGUCGCAAUUCUUGCCAGGAUCUGGGGCCAGCCAGCAGGUGCAGCAGCUCAAUCAGCGUCCGGUCUUCAAGACUCCAGCCUCGCUCUUCAAGAUACCCACGGUUAGACCGCCACGGGCUCCCAUUGUUUCGCGCGCUCCUCCCGUGUCGUCCUUUGUGGCGCCUCCUCCUCCUCCUCCUGCCACACCCACCGCCACUACCGUCGAUAUUGCCCCAGCUGGUGGCAGCCUUGCGAAGGAGGUGCCCCCUGCAGUUCCGCCGCCUGCAGUUCCACCCCCUGCAGUUCCACCCCCUGCAAUGCCACCCCCCGUCGUUCCGCCACCCAUGACCCCACCCAUGACCACCGGGUUCGCACUGCCCUCGAUCCUCAAGCACAAGUCGCAGAUGAAGCUGCUCAACACGCUGCAGAACCAGAGGGCCAAGGCCAAAAGGGCGGCUGAGGCGGCGGAGGCGGAAAGGAAUCUCCAGGCACUCAAGUUGGCCCAGGACAAAAAUAAAGACAAAGAUGAGAAGAAGGAGAUUACUUAGCCUAGGAAUAAUAUUUAUUUUUACGAGUAUAUAUUU
Molecule: messenger RNA, 1800 nt
Organism: Drosophila rhopaloa
Lineage: Eukaryota; Metazoa; Arthropoda; Insecta; Diptera; Drosophilidae
Product: SH3 domain-containing protein C23A1.17
Exons: 2
Coding region: 130-1764 (544 amino acids)
Source: RefSeq, a predicted model, not a curated record